AUGGAAGAAAAUAAAUUAGAUAUAGAAGAUGAUAUUGAAAACGUUUUAAAAAUUCUUCCAAAAGAUAUAGAAGCAAAUUGGCCAGAUAAAAAAGACUUUUUAAAGUAUUGUAAAGAAAUAGGUAAUUUAAAUUUACAACAGUUACAAAAGGAAAAACAAAAUUUACAAGAAGAAUCGAUUGAAAUUGCACAACAAAUACAAGAUUUAGCAAUAAGUAAUUAUAAAAAAUUCAUUGAAACAGCUGAAAAUACACGAAAUAUUUAUAAAGAAUUUGCUACAACCGAAACACUUUUAAAUGAAUUAGUUGAUAAAUUACCAGAUUUUGAACAGCAAUAUACAAAUUUUACAACAGAAUCCAAUGAUAUAAGUUUACAUCGUCGAUUAAGUACGUUAAUGUUUCAAAAGACAUCACAGUUAACAGAUUUCUUACAAUUACCGGAAUUAAUGGAAAUUAGUAUUGCUGAUGGAAAUUAUGAAGAUGCAUUAGAAAUUGUUGAUUUUAUACGUAGAUUAGCACAUAAAUAUCCAGAUAUUCAAAUUUUUACAAUAUUAUUAGGUGAAGUUGAAAAAUUAUGGUUAAUUAUUGUACAGAAAUUAUUAACACAAUUACGUUCGGACAUUCAACUUCCAAAAUGUUUACAAGCUGUUGGAUAUUUACGUUGUAUGAAUAUAUUUACUGAAGCAGAAUUACGUUUAAAAUUUUUACAAACUCGUGAUAGUUGGCUACAAUCAAUUUUAGAUGAAAUUCCAAAAGAUAAACCAUCACAGCAUCUUAGUAAAGUAAUUGAAUUAUCUCGAAUUCAUAUAUUCCAAAUAAUUACACAAUACAAUGCAAUAUUCAGUGAUGAUAAUAAAUUAGUGAUCACUAAAAAUGACGAACAUAUUAAUGAAGCUGCAAUUUUUCAAAGUUGGAUACAAGAAAAGAUUUCACAAUUUUUAAAAACAAUGGAACAAGAUCUAAACGAAUGCGAUGAUGGCUCUUCAUUCGGUUCAACAUUAAGUCAAUGCAUGUACUUUGGAUUAUCAUUCAGCAAAGUUGGUUGUGAUUUUCGUGGUUUAAUUGCACCAAUCAUAACAAAAUGUAUAAAACGUUACUUCAAACAAACCGUUACAAAUGGUACAAAAAAAUUUCAACGUGAUAUGGAUAGUUUUACGCUAAUCAACAAAGUUUACACAACAUCAGGUGUUGCCUCUAGUAGCAGUAAUUCGAAUCCACUUAAACGAGUAGAUAGUAAUGAUACAACACCGAAAUUAGAAAAUAUUCAAGAUUUUUAUCCAUUAGCCGAAUAUUGUAAUUGUUUGUUAACAGCAUUCAAUGAUUUACGAGUUUGUGCACCGUUAUCGCUAGUUUAUCACGUUACCCAAACUGUGCAACAAUCAUUACAGGACGUUGCAAAUAUUAUAUUGUUAUUUUAUCAACAUGAGCAUCAAGCAUUUACAGAAAUCGCAAAAGAACAAUUUACGCUGUUUUGCAAGUGUUUUGUUUAUGAGCUAAUCCCGUAUAUUCAGAACUGUAUAAAAUUAGUUUAUCCAACAUUACAUAUUUCCAAAUAUUUAGGUGUUCCUGUUACCGUUUUAGAAAAAGGUAAAUAUUUAACAUUAGAUCGAACCGUUAUUUUAGAACCGAUACAGCAUUUAAUACUGCCAUUACAUAAUGUUAUUGAAGAGGAAUUAACAUCUUCAAUAGCAACAUCGAGUCAAAUUAAAACUAAUGAUAGUGAAAUAUCGGAGACGGUAACUAAAUUGGUGGAUGAGAAUACAUUAAAGGAAGUGAUUAACGAUACCAGUUAAUUGAUUUUGUAUUUAUUUUUUGUUAUUUAUUAUUUAA
Chrysoperla carnea is the source of this 1828-nucleotide messenger RNA. RefSeq names its product conserved oligomeric Golgi complex subunit 8 (gene Cog8). The record is from RefSeq and is a predicted model, not a curated record. The coding region runs from base 1 to 1791 and encodes 596 amino acids. NCBI's taxonomy places the organism in Eukaryota, Metazoa, Arthropoda, Insecta, Neuroptera, Chrysopidae. Gene Ontology annotation, cellular component: COG complex. Gene Ontology annotation, biological process: intra-Golgi vesicle-mediated transport. The transcript is spliced from 5 exons.